CAAGCUCUCUGCCUGAAUCCAGCCCAUUUUUCUCAGUUUUUCCCUCUAAAGCAAAAUCACAUGAUGUGUAUUUUGUCAUAUGAUACUGAUGAGAGGACCUGAUCCCACUUCGAGCGAGCGUCACUGACGUCCUUUGAGAAAAAAAACAAGGACAAGUCGACCACUUGUUUGUCAGGGAUGAGAUGCUGUAGCCGGACACUGUUUGGUGGAAGAACUCGAUAAUCUGUGGAGGAUGGCCCGCCGGGGACUUCUGCCUGCGAUAUGCGCCGCUUAUUUACUAGGCAUGGUGCUGAGCCAGACCACACUCACUCCGGCCGUGACGAACACAACUCUCAUCGAGAAUGUGACCAGUCUGACUAUAACUCCCGUGAUCCUCAGCAGCACAACCCCGGGCUGCUUUGCAUUCAACAUUUCUACUUGUGAGCCCUGUGCACCAGGAUCCCAGUACGACAACAACACACUGAUGUGUGCGUGCUGUGCCAACCCCGGGCUGUGUCUAUUUCCUGGAGCCUGCCUCCCAUGCACAACAGGGUUCUAUCAACCACAAGCUGGACAGCAGCAGUGUCUGCCCUGCAACCGGGGCUUCUACACAAAUUUCACUGGAAGUCCGUUAUGCCACGCCUGCCCUCCUGGAUCCUUCAACAACAACACCGGAGGAGAGAGUUGCACAAGUUGUUCACCAGGUUCCUUCUCAUCGCAGCAGAGUUCCACUUCAUGCACACCAUGUGGACUGGGAACUUUUUGCAACUCCUCUGGCUGUCCCACCUGUGAGACGUGUCCCGGAGGAACAGAAGCUCUACAAACCUCCACUCAAGUGUGCACACAAUGUCGGCCAGGCAUGUUCAAGGCUUCCCAUCAGACUAUGUGUCAGAUCUGCAGCAGUGGUUUCUAUCAGAUUCACUGGGGUCAGGAGAACUGUGACGUGUGUCCGGAGAAUCACUACUGCCCCAGUCCAGAUGUGAACCCCAUCAAGUGUCCCAAUGAUGCUUUUUGUCCGGCGGGCAGCUUGGCUCCAGGAUACUGCAUGGAGACUUUCUUUCGCAAAGCUGGGGACACAUGUGAACUAGCUCCUGUCACUAUCGCUCUUUUAGUUAUAAGUGGAGGAGCUCUUCUCUUCAUCAUCUUAAUGGUACUACGCAGACGGAGAGACACUGACAGAGAGCUGAAUGUAGCUCGAGCUCCGUUACUACGCAAAGAGCGGCCGCAGGGCCGAUAUUACGGGAUCCCGUGUGAUGCAGAGCCUGUGUACGCUGGCUGGUGAACCAAAGGACAUUAAAUGUAGGAUAAAACCGAGUGAAUUCUGGAAACGGAUUCCAACUGAAGACAAAGAACUUAUAGAAGAAGAUUUUUUAUGUGGUACAUUUGAAUAUAUAUUAUUGAGAAAUGGACGUUGACUGUUUUGUGACUUGUUGUAGUCUGACACUGUUACAGCCGUUCCACUCAGAGACGAACACUCUGCUUGUGUAAACUAGGUUAUUAGAUUAUGAGAGGUAUGUAUGCUGGGCUGCUGAAGUCGAGAUGUGCGCCUCAGCUGGGUGGGAACUUCUCUCUUAUGAAAAGCACUUUUUAAAAAAAAUAAGUAAUUGAUUUACUUUGCACUCGUGUCUCUGCUGACAUGUGGGUGCGUCCAUUAACUACUGAAAGUACCAGAGAGGUGUGAUGUGUGGAUGGUACCUUGUGUUUAUUUAAUACGUUUGAUUACAGUGCCGUGUGGUCUGUAGUCACAAUGGUACAUUUGCUUUAAUGUUUUUCAUUUGCUUUUUUAAAAAUUAUAUUUGUAUGUUUUAAAGGAAAAUAAAUAAAAAUGAUUAAUUACUUAUUA
Notolabrus celidotus (New Zealand spotty) is the source of this 1822-nucleotide messenger RNA. RefSeq names its product major surface trophozoite antigen 11. NCBI's taxonomy places the organism in Eukaryota, Metazoa, Chordata, Actinopteri, Labriformes, Labridae. The transcript is spliced from 9 exons. The record is from RefSeq and is a predicted model, not a curated record. The coding region runs from base 233 to 1261 and encodes 342 amino acids.